Pieris macdunnoughi is the source of this 222-nucleotide messenger RNA. NCBI's taxonomy places the organism in Eukaryota, Metazoa, Arthropoda, Insecta, Lepidoptera, Pieridae. The record is from the annotation of a GenBank genome assembly.
AUGAAGGCGGUAGAUUACCUCAAAAAGCGGACACCUGCACGUGCGGCGCUCAUGAUUGCAGCAGUAUGGCUCAUGAGCGCACUCGUCUGUAUACCGCCGUUAUUGGGAUGGAGAGUUAGCAGACCUCUAGAGCAGUUUCCACAGUGCAAGGUGAGCAUUUCUACGUACCAUAGAUACAUAAAUAAGGGUGGAAGGUUACGUAGGCACCCAAGCGGGCCGUAA